AAGAAAAGAUGGUCAGAGUUAGUGUGCUGAAUGAUGCUCUCAAGAGCAUGUACAAUGCUGAAAAGAGGGGAAAGCGUCAGGUCAUGAUUAGACCUUCCUCAAAAGUCAUUAUCAAGUUCCUUAUUGUCAUGCAAAAGCAUGGUUACAUUGGAGAAUUUGAGUAUGUCGAUGAUCAUAGGUCUGGAAAGACUGUUGUUGAACUGAAUGGAAGGCUAAACAAGUGUGGUGUUAUUAGUCCUCGCUUCGAUGUAGGAGUUAAGGAGAUUGAAGGAUGGACUGCUAGAUUGCUCCCUUCCCGACAGUUUGGGUACAUUGUAUUGACUGCCUCUGCUGAUAUUAUGGACCAUGAGGAGGCUCGGAGAAAGAAUGUUGGUUGA
Molecule: messenger RNA, 377 nt
Organism: Lycium barbarum (goji berry)
Lineage: Eukaryota; Viridiplantae; Streptophyta; Magnoliopsida; Solanales; Solanaceae
Product: small ribosomal subunit protein uS8z/uS8w-like
Exons: 3
Coding region: 9-377 (122 amino acids)
Biological process (GO): translation
Cellular component (GO): cytosolic small ribosomal subunit; ribosome
Molecular function (GO): structural constituent of ribosome
Source: RefSeq, a predicted model, not a curated record